AUGAUGCACAAGGUGGUGGCCGACAUCAAUACACUAAUUGGUGCUUGCGCCCGUUCUGUGGCCAUGCAGCGUGCAGUGGACAUUGUUGCGGCCAUGCAAGAAGAUGGCGUGCGGCCAACGCUCGUGACAUACAAUAACCUGCUUCAUGUGUAUGAUCGGAUGUCAAUGCCCAGUAGGGCGCUCAAUGUGUUCCAGGACAUGCAAGACACUCUCGUUGAACCCGAUGUUAUUUCUUUUACAUCUCUCGUGCAUACACUUGGCAAAUCCACCCAGGUUGACCGAGCGCAUCGCGUGUUGUCCACAAUGCAAGCACGUCACGUUGAACCGAACGUGUUCACGUUUAGUGCCCUGAUCGCUGCUUAUGAGAAGCUUGGGGAUGCUAAAGUGGCAUGUGAGGUGUUGGCAAGGAUGACAAAAGAUGCAUUGGAGCCAGAUGUUGUUUGCUUCAAUGCCGCUGUGCGAGCGUGUGCACGGCGUGGCCGUGUUGAGGACGCCUUUGACAUUGUGCACAACAUGCGUGGUCGCGUGGUGGAGCCCAGCAUCGUCACCUACAAUGCUCUUUUCAGCGCGUAUGAAGCAGGGGGAAGCAUAGCCGAAGCAUUGCAAACAUUCGCCGCGAUACGCCAGCAGAUGAUCUGCCCAAAUGUGAUCACGUACAGCACUUUGAUCAACGCAUGUGAAAAGAUGUCGAGUGUGGAUGAGGCAUUGACGCUUUUCAGCAGUUUCCGGGCCCAUGGUUUGGAGCCAAACCUUGUUAUAUACACCGCCGCGGUCCGUGCGCAUGAGAAGAACAGACAACCCACCAAGGCUUUGAUGUGCUUUGAGGACAUGUGCCGUCGAAGCAUUCAGCCUGAUAUUGUUCUGUGCAACGCCCUCAUGAGUGCUUGCAGCAAACAUAUGAAGUGGCGCGGGGCUUUUCAGCUAUACUGCGAUAUGUCGCAGACAAUGUGCCCAGAUCGGUUUACAUUCAACGCGUUGAUCAGCAUGUGCAGCCGCAUGGCUAAGAUGACGUGGGCCUUGUCCUUGCUCCAAGAAAUGAUAGGAGCAAGAAUAACACCUGAUACGACAACUUAUGACGCACUUUGUACAGCAUGUGGGCAAAUCUCACAUCAUAUGCGUGUCGUCCAAUUAGUCGCAGAGACAGGUGUGAAUGGGCUUCGGCAUCUACUGCCGCUGAAGAUGGGCGGGGUCCAAAAUCGAUGGCUUAUGGGUGGCAGACACGAGUGGGAUGGUCCGAACGUGCGCGACGAGAUUAGAGCGACCGGGAAAGCGGUCGAAGUGCACCUGUGGUCCUUCAUGCUGGCAGUGAUUCACGCCUUGGUGUUUUGGUUCAAGACUCAUGCCAUAAACUCAUACCAUUCGAGUAGUGAACGUUGGGCCGCCAUGAUCUCUCACAUGCGGUCCUGCUUCUUCGUGCUUCCGUUGAUGAUUGAUGCAGCUUGGGGUGAGACGAACCAGGCACCAGCCAGGCUUUGUGCAGAGGGGGGAGACGCCAAGCCAACGAGGUCUAUACUUCUGUUCCAGUUGGCGGCCGCCCCACUCCGAUCCAAGAACAUAACGGCCCGAACGCAGGCUACGCAGGAUGCGCAUGGCGUGGAACACAAGGAGCUUCUUGCAGCAGAGCACACGGAAAGACGAGUUUCUUCCAAGGAAGCCUUGGUGCAAGAGUUUUCUGCGCGACUGGCUACAGCACUGGGAGUCACUGACAUCAUCAGCUUGUGUGUGCUCGCGCUGGUCUUCCUCCUUGCGCUCUAUUUCGUGUGGGGUGGUACUGUGAACAAGUUGGAAGAGAAUCCGUAUGGAGAGCUGAAGAACACUGGCAUGCGGGCCAGUCGAGAAGCCAAAGACAAGUUCAAUCAGUGGCAAGCGCGGCAGGAACAGGGCUCUCCAGUUGGUGCAUACAGCCCUUCACAGGCUUCCAGCGAGGCAUUUCCUACCUCUCCAGCCGAUGGAUCCCGCAGACAGCACAUGAGCUGCUGCUGA
Symbiodinium natans is the source of this 1983-nucleotide messenger RNA. NCBI's taxonomy places the organism in Eukaryota, Dinophyceae, Suessiales, Symbiodiniaceae. The record is from the annotation of a GenBank genome assembly.